CUUUGCAGACGCCGCCACAUCGGAACUUCCCGCGCAGCCCAACCAUGGUCAACCCUACCGUGUUCUUUGACAUCGCCGUCGACGGCGAGCCCUUGGGCCGCGUCUCCUUCGAGGUAAGGGACCUGGAAACCAAGAAGUGACUGCUCAUCCAAUCCAUAAAGCUAUGUUAACAGAUUGGAGGUAGUAGCAUUUUCAUUACCAGUGACUAAAAUUACAGCUAUUUACUCCCUGAUCGUGCAGGAGUACUUGCUAUUCUUGAAAGUUCUUGUCUUUAGGUUCAAGUUGAAGUUGGGGGAGGUGAUGUACCUUUGAGAGACCAUCUAUCUGUUUAGAAGUAGGUGUGAUACACAUAAAAGUUUUAAGUCACUUUUUAGAAGCCUCACACUAUCUGAGUCAUUCCUGGUUCUGGAGUUUUGGCAUGUCUUUGGGUGUCAUGUUGCUAACCCAACCCCGCAGGACCUUAAGGCUGUCAGGAGCCGUUCUUAUUUGGGAUUCAAAGUAAUUACUGAAGAAGCAUUCUCUUCUAGUGAGAAAAUGAAUUUAUGAUUCAGAGGCCCCUAAAGACAAGGGUACUAAGCAACAAAAUAUGUAAGCAGAUGUUUUUCAUUAACUGUCAUUUUCUCUUACAGCUGUUUGCAGACAAAGUUCCAAAGACAGCAGAAAACUUCCGUGCUCUGAGCACUGGGGAGAAAGGCUUUGGUUAUAAAGGUUCCUGCUUUCACAGAAUAAUUCCGGGAUUUAUGUGCCAGGGUGGUGACUUUACACGCCAUAAUGGCACUGGUGGCAAGUCCAUUUAUGGGGAGAAAUUUGAUGAUGAGAAUUUCCUCCUGAAGCAUACGGGUCCUGGCAUCUUGUCCAUGGCAAAUGCUGGCCCCAACACAAACGGUUCCCAGUUUUUCAUCUGCACUGCCAAGACUGAGUGGUUGGAUGGCAAGCAUGUGGUCUUUGGCAAGGUGAAAGAGGGCAUGAAUAUUGUGGAAGCCAUGGAGCGCUUUGGUUCCAGGAAUGGCAAGACCAGCAAGAAGAUCACCAUUGCUGACUGUGGACAAAUCUAAUAAUAAAUUUGACUUGUGUUUUAUCUUAACCACCAGACCAUUCCUUCUGUAGCUCAGGAGAGCACCCCUUCAUCCCCAUCUGCUCCAAAUAUACUAUAAUCUUUGUGCUCUCAUUGCACUUCUUUGGGUUCCAUAUUUUCCUUAUUCCCCUCCAAGUUUAGCUGAAUUGCAAAGUUAAGUUUAUGGUUAUGAAAUAAAGACUAAACAACCGUUGUCUGUCCUUGUUUGGUUAGGGUAUUGAUGUAGAUUUCAUUUUUAAGCAGCAACACGUUACUUCUAAGACAACAGUUGCUGUGUUUGUUUAAAAGUAUCUUGUUUUUUUGCUUCCCUGAUCCAAGAAUAAAGUUUUGCUGAUCGAGUA
This is a messenger RNA of Globicephala melas (long-finned pilot whale), 1416 nucleotides long. Lineage: Eukaryota; Metazoa; Chordata; Mammalia; Artiodactyla; Delphinidae. The record is from RefSeq and is a predicted model, not a curated record.